UAAAAUUAAAUGUUUUAUUUUUUUCAUACAUGCAGCAAAUUGAAUCAAGAGUAUAUGCCCAUCUAAAAGGAGGUCUUCAUGAGGACCGUUUGACAACACACAGCAGGUAGUCUAGGAUGUAGAAAAGUCAUCAAAUACUUGCAGGUGAAAUCAAAUUCACAAACACAAACUCUUCAACAAUAAACAUUUUCUCUUUUUUUUUUUUAAUUUUUAAUUUUUUUUCCCUCCUUAAUUGCCACUUUGCAUGUGCUCAGAAAUGAACAGCUCAGGUGACAGUCCCAUGCAUGGAGCCCGAGGCGUGUGGCCACACAGCCCCCUGCUCCUGCCACAGCAGCCCAGCGCUGCCAGGGGAGCAGGUCUCCCCCUCCAGGAGCAAUCCCAGCCCUGGGAACUGCGGGAUCCCCGUGCCCUGCGCUCCAAGCCCCGGCUCCUCCCGGGCUCCCAGCUCUGGGAUUCAAGCACAGGGCACAGCGACUGCCCUGCACUGCUGUCCCUUCAGCUCCACGGCUGGCCCUGCACCAACCCCGUGGACCUGUGAGAUGGGCUCAGCUGAUCGAUGGCUCCUCUGCUCUGGUGACCAGGAGCUGCUCGGGGACACAGGCACAGCUCCCGAGGGCUCAGCACAGCCCAGGGACACCUGCCUGGCCCACCCUGUCCAGGGGGAGCCAGCCGAGAGCCUGAGCCCCCUUACCUGCAGCACUGGGGUGCAGUCCAAGGGGGACAGAGAGGAUGAGCCACCCUGUGCAUGUCCUGCCAACUCAGCCCCUGCUCUGCCCUCCCGGGUCCCCCUCUGCCUCAGGGGACCCUGCCAGUGCCACUGAAUGCAGGGGGGACACCAGAGCUGAGCUCCCCUCCCCUGCAUCCCCAGCAGCUCCAGGUCUGGAUUCUUGGGCUUUCUCCACAGCCCUGUGGAGCACCUGGGGCCUGGGCUCUCUGGGGAGCUCUGAGCAUCCUCCCAAAGCCCUGCUCUGCCCACCCAACAGUGAGGAUUACAUCACCAAGUGACAUCAGCUGUGACUGGACCCCUGCCACUCUGCCCUUCCUUUGGUUUGGGUUCCUUCCACACAGAUCUGAGUGCGUGUGCAGGGCCAGGCACUUCCCACUGUGCAUCCCUCCACAGAGGAGACAGGACACCUGGAAGGAGUCUUGGAACAAGAGUUUGGCAAGCAGCAGAACGCACAGCACCAGGAACACCCAAGGUAGGAGUCCUGAGAAGAGGACCUGGCGCUGGCCAAGCUCGCCCUGGAGCGUGGAUCUCAAUCCCAAACUGCCUCCAAAGCUGCCUGGUGCCUCAUCCCAGCUGCCCUGCAGGUCCCCCCAGCCCACCGGGUGUGCUCAGGGUCCAGCAGUGCCUGCUCCAUGCACCAGUGUCACCCCAACACAGACACACAGGUUCCAAACAAAAAGGUGUGACUCCCCCCGCAGCAGCUCCUGCCCCCACGGCCCCGGGGUGCCCCUCAGCCCCCAGAGCUCCCAGAGCACCCCGGGCAGAGCUGGGAGCGCCUCCAGAGCCAAAGAAUGGAAAUGGAAACAUUCACCACUGAAGGAACACAAAUUCUGCAGCAACAGUUGGGAGGUCACAGAACGCACAUGCUCUGACGUCAGCUGGGUCUGCAGAGGAUGGCCCAUGGCUUUGGGAUGUGCCAGCCUCGGGGAGCCCCACCAGGCACAGCCCCCAGCCCAGGCCUCGCCUGCUGCAGAGCCCCUCCUGAUCUGGCACAAUUUGCAGUUUUUCUGGGUUUGGUCUGGGUUCCUCCAGCCCAGGGCAGCACCCGAGGCCACGGGCUCAGCUCUCAGCCCAGCAGGUACAGGACAGUGCCCGUGGCUGGGUGACAGGGAGGGGACACUCAGCCCCUGACAGCGCCUUAGCUGCUGGCAGCCUCUAGUUCUCAAGGAAUCAUUAAAAGAAAAAAAAAUUUCCAAAGGUAGAGUUCCAUGUUUAUAAAAGAUCUAUGAACUAGAAUUUCCUCUAUAGAAUUCCUCAUGAUUGAUAAACCCCCCCAUGUCCCUGGGGCCUGGAGGAAUGGCUGCAUCCAGCAGAAGCAGUGCUGGCUCAGAAAACACACCCGGGGUUCUGCAAACCACUCUGGGCUGUGACGGGAGCGGGGUGACAGGGCCUGGGGGAUGCUCAGCUGGGGCUCAGCC
This is a messenger RNA of Passer montanus (Eurasian tree sparrow), 2145 nucleotides long. RefSeq lists its product as uncharacterized. The record is from RefSeq and is a predicted model, not a curated record. The transcript has 2 exons. Lineage: Eukaryota; Metazoa; Chordata; Aves; Passeriformes; Passeridae. Bases 746 to 1858 code for a protein of 370 amino acids.